AUGGCUGGCAUCGGAACACCCCCGAGUAGCGUCCCAGCAGCACUCCCGGAUGCAAAGGACGACGGAAUAGAAGACCCCGGCGACUUUGUGCGCACUGAAGACGAGGAGGUUGAUCUCGAAGAGGUCGCCGAGCCCUGGGAGAAGUACAGUAUAAAGGAAACUUCACGUGUCUUCUAUCCAGUUUAUCUUGGAGAAGUGCUUAAUGAAAGGUAUCUGGUAGAGCAUAAACUCGGCCAUGGAGGCUUCUCUACUGUCUGGAUGGCCCGUGACCUUCAGAGCGAUAGGGACGUAGCCCUCAAGGUUAUGUCUUCGGGAGAAUAUGGGGAGAAUGAAAUCCAGAUGCAAGACAAAAUCGUCCAGGUUCUAGUAUUACCCUUGAUGGGCCCAUGUCUCUACCCUGCUAUCCUGAGAACAAUGUCCAUGGCCAGUCGUAUGUCUGCUGCACGGCAAUUGCUAGGGGCCCGGGAAAAUCUACAUAAAGCAGGCAUUGUACACCGUGGGAACUGUACGUGGGGGAUGGCUCCUCUGCCUACCCUCAAUAGAAAAGCUAAAUAUAAGGCACUUGGCCGGCCGCUCAAGGAAGUUCUACCAUUUGUGGACCUCUGGAAGCAGGGAGAGCUUGUUCAGCCUAUUCAAAUCCCAGAGGCCUUACGUACCGAUGACUUCUAUCUUGGGGAUUUUGGUCUGGCGAUGCAGGUAGGUGAUCCCACAUUUCAACCCGGGUAUCCGCCUAUGCAAUUCGGCUCCCCAGACCGACUUCAUAAGAAAGAACCAAGUUUUGCCUGCGAUAUGUGGAGUUACAUGGCCAUCUUCACAGAGCUUUACCUUGGCUAUCCGCCUUUCGCCACCUGGCUUGAGGGUGGGGUAAUAACUGGUAUGGUCAAGUGCUUAGGUCCGCUACCUGAGCAAUGGAAGGGGCUUUACAAUUACUCCGGAGGCCUUGAUUCCUGGUAUGACCAGCAUCAGACGCCCGAUCCAAACUAUGACCUUGCGGCCAUCAUUGCGUAUUAUCGUCCCAAUGCUGAUCCGGUUGAGCGAGAACAUGUGCACUCUAUCAUGUCUAAGGUGUUCAAUUAUUGCCCUGAGAAACGUCCGACUGCAACAGAGCUUCUACAGGAUCAUUCGUUUAGAGCAAUCAUGGAUAAAUAUGGUUGUUGA
Aspergillus nomiae NRRL 13137 is the source of this 1158-nucleotide messenger RNA. RefSeq names its product kinase domain-containing protein. Bases 1 to 1158 code for a protein of 385 amino acids. Gene Ontology annotation, molecular function: protein kinase activity; ATP binding. NCBI's taxonomy places the organism in Eukaryota, Fungi, Ascomycota, Eurotiomycetes, Eurotiales, Aspergillaceae. The record is from RefSeq and is a predicted model, not a curated record. Gene Ontology annotation, biological process: protein phosphorylation. The transcript has 3 exons.